AUGCAUGGAGUACGUGCGCUUUUCCUACCCCCUGACCACUACGCAAAACUAACAUACAUUAUGCUGGGCGAGAUCGUGGUAUCAAAAUACCGCACAUUCAAGGACGCCGACUCCGAGAUAUACGAACGGGUGUUGACAAUCGAAGCCACCUGGUCUAAAAUCUCCCAGCAGCUGGACUUCCUCAAUCGCAUCUGUGGCAGUCUAAACCCAGAGCACCGAGACCUGCAGCAGCGAAUUCUUCUGGCCUUCCACAAUAAGCUCGAGCUUAGUGUGCUCGAGGUCAACAAACUCGAGCAGUCUUCAUGCGCCAGUGGUGGUGCGCAACGGAUACAAAGAGCGGCGAAAUAUGUUCUUUCUGUCAAGAAGCGCUUGGAUUUGGCUAUUCAACGUCUACAAGCAUGGGCAGCGGAGUUUGAUCCGACUUGGUGGUUGGUACUACGAAUAGCUGAUAAAGCUAUUGACAGGGAAAUAGAUUCAGGCUCAAGCCAGAGCCAGAGUGAAGGUCCAGGUCAUGACUCUGCUCCCAGUAAUAAAAACUGCAGGCUUGAAGCCGCUCGACAUAUCAGAGAUGCCCUGCAGGCAGACGAGCAAUCUACAAAAGGCUUGUUCCUUAAAGAAGCAACAUUGAACUCAGCAGACCGGUCUGAUCUCCCAUUUUCCACCUCGCAAAUCAUCACACUAUCGGCCUCCGGAAAGCCAACCUCGUACGUAUUGGACUCUGUCGACUGCACAAUAGUAGAAGACGUCUCUGUCUUCGCGAAGAACGUGCGAGACCUAGCCCUAAGACUUGAAAAGAUCGAUGCAGCAGCCUUCCAUCUUCUGCAAUGCCAUGGGGUCGCAAGAACCAGGGAUCCAAGCACAAAGCGUGUGACCUCAUUCAAUUUCAUCUUCAAGAUACCGAAAGACUGCCACCAUCACCAACCCCAAAGUCUGCGCUCCCUUCUCCUAUCACAAACCAACCCAUCUCUAACUGCGAGACUCGAACUGGCAAAGCAGUUGGCCACGGCACUCAGCUACGUCCAUGUCCUGGAUUUCGUGCACAAGAGCAUCCGUCCUGAAACAGCUUUAGUCUUUAAAAGCCACAGCUCGGACUCUUCAUCAUUCACUCAUGGAUUCGGCCCAUUAUUCCUCGUGGGAUUCAAAACAUUCCGCACUGCAGACGGGAAAUCUCUCCGUCUAACCAACGCCGACAGAAUCGAGAACAUGUACCAGCAUCCAGAACGACAGGGUAUAGACCCAAGCACAGACCACAGAAUGCAGCAUGACAUCUACAGCCUAGGCGUGUGUCUACUCGAGAUAGGGCUCUGGGAGUCGUUCGUUGCCGGUGAUUCUUCAUCGCCAAUACUAUUGUCUGAGCUUAGCUCGCCAGCCUAUAUCAAGGCACACUUCACGGCCCUGGCAAAAAAGCGUCUCCCGUCUGCUAUGGGUGAGAAGUAUACGGGUGUUGUUGUGAAUAGUUUGACUUGUAUGGAGCCUGAUAAUGUAGACUUUGGAGAUGAGGAGGAAUUUGAAGAUGAGUUUGGGAUCGGGAUUGGGGUUAAGUAUAUUGAAAAGAUUCUUUUGCAGCUUAAUGAGAUAUCGUUAUGA
Messenger RNA from Aspergillus puulaauensis, 1587 nucleotides. RefSeq lists its product as uncharacterized. The transcript is spliced from 2 exons. The record is from RefSeq and is a predicted model, not a curated record. NCBI's taxonomy places the organism in Eukaryota, Fungi, Ascomycota, Eurotiomycetes, Eurotiales, Aspergillaceae. The coding region runs from base 1 to 1587 and encodes 528 amino acids.